AAAAGCAAUUAGCAUUAGUAUAUUGCAAAGGAGUUUAUCUCUAUGACUAUAUCGAUUCUCAUGAUAGGUUUCAGGAGACAGAACUUCCUCCUAUUCAUGAAUUUUAUAGAACUCUUAAAGGUGAAUACCAUGAUCUCUAUCUUAAAAUUGACGUAUUUAGUCUAACAGAUGUUUGGACGGAAUUUCGAAAAAUGUCUAUCAAAUAUUAUGAACUUGAUCCCAGUCACUAUGCUUCUACUCCAUCACUAUCCUGA
Funneliformis geosporum is the source of this 254-nucleotide messenger RNA. Lineage: Eukaryota; Fungi; Glomeromycota; Glomeromycetes; Glomerales; Glomeraceae. The record is from the annotation of a GenBank genome assembly.